CCUGCCUGCUGGAGUAUGUACUGUAGCGGAAUUCCCAAGGUGACUGGAUUGCGUGAUCCGAGAAAGGUGAUUGGUGAGAGACAGGCGGAGAGAAGUCGGCGAGGAGGAGGUAUUGAGGCGAAGCGACCAUGGGAGAAACGUGAUAUUGUUGCUCUAAGAGUGUCAUAGACGGAGUGAUUAAAUAAUCGGCUUAGAUUCAUUCGCAUACCCCUCAGUAGCCGUCCUGUUGAAACCUUCCGGUUUUCCUCCUGCACAUAGUUUUACUCGACUGCCCCUCGUUUCUAAAGCUGUUUCGCGGCAUCGUCGGUGCGGCUGCAAUUAGAGGGCCCUGGUUACAAACUGUUUUCCUCUAGCUUAGGCUUUUGUUGAUGUUUUUAACACGCUAGUGUGUUCCACCUUAUAGUACCUAAUGUCCUGGUAGGAUUCUAAUUCCUUUAGGGCUUUUUUUACCUAUUCUAAUUCCUUCAGUAUUCUAAUCCCUUAAUAUUUUACUCCAAGUAUUCUACUCCGUACGCCUCGCUCGGAAUGGCUCGAUCGGAGAUCGAGAUCGACAGCCUUGUCUCCGAUACAAGAGACCUCAGUUCAGCCGGAAGAGACCACAAAGAAUCCAACAAACGGCCGGCUGCAGAGGAGCUGCAGCAGCAGCAACAGCAACAACAACAGCAACAACAGCAGCAGCAGCAACAGCAGCGACAAAGUCAGAACCAGAACCAGCGAUCGGGUCCGGAGCAGCCUGGCGAUGAGGGGGAGGGGGACGAUGAGCGGAGCAAGGAGGAUGUGUUUACGGCUGCGGCGUACGGCGAUCUGGGGAAGCUGCGGCGACUGGUGGAGGAGGAGGGGCAUUCCAUCCAUGCCAGUGAUAAUGGCGGGUACUCCGCGCUGCAGUGGAGCGCGCUGAACAACAAACCCGCUGUAGCCACGUACCUGCUCGAUAAAGGAGCGGACGUGAAUGCCAAGGAUCGAUCGGGACAGACGGCGCUGCACUGGGCGGCAGUGCGAGGUGGCAUUGCUGUUGCUGACGUGUUGCUGCAACGCGGCGCUGACGUGGAGGUCGCGGAUUCGCACGGCUACAGAGCCACGCACGUGGCAGCACAGUACGGGCAAACAGCGUUCCUAUACCACAUUGUGGCUACAUGGGGGGCAGUGGCUGAUUCCACUGACAACGACGGCCGCACCCCCCUGCACUGGGCGGCCUACAAGGGCUUCGCGGACCCCAUCCGCCUGCUUCUCUUCUGCGACGCGUACCUCGCUCGCCCCGACAAGGAGGGGUGCACGCCACUGCACUGGGCUGCCAUCCGAGGCAACCUGGACGCGGUUACCCUAUUGGUCCAGGCGGGCAGCAAGGACGAUCUCACUGCCACCGACUCCACUGGGAGCAUGCCAGCUCAGCUUGCGAGCGACAAGGGGCACCGCCACGUGGCGCUUUUCCUGUCCAACGCCAGAAAGGUGUUUGACGCACGGCACGACACCAAGGGGCUGGCAGGGAAGAUGGCACGAUACGGCCUUGCACCGGCUCUGUGGGCGGUCAUCAUCGGGCUGCUGAUAGGCUUCACCAAUGCUGUUGUCUUCUCCACCACCCUACCGAACAUCACAGCGUCCAUGGCAGCGUGGGCAUGGGCCGUCUUCAUCUGUGCCGGCACUGGAAUGUACUUCCUCUACCGCUCCUCCACGCAAGAUCCGGGGUACGUCCAAUCGUCGCAGCUGCACAGCCCCAGGAAAGAGCAGCAGGAGGAAAUGGUUCCUCUGCGAACAGAUUACAUGGAUCCCGUGCUGCAGUCGGGGCAAUGGUCGCAACUCUGUGUCACCUGCCGGAUAGUGCGGCCCAGGAGGUCAAAGCACUGCUCUAUCUGCAACAAGUGUGUGAAGCAGUUCGACCACCACUGCCCUUGGAUCUCCAACUGCGUUGGCAAGCGCAACAAGUGGCACUUCCUCAUGAUGCUCGUGCUUGAAAUGGCCGCAAUGCUCAUUGCCCUCUCGCUUGCUUUCUCCCGCCUUCUGAAUCUGGAGGGAGCGCCAGCAGCAGGAGCGGGAUGGCUAGCAUAUGUAGCGACACACCACACAGGGGCGUUGGUGUUUAUUAUCGCGGAUGGGUUUAUGCUGCUGUCCGUGCUGGGACUCGUAGUGUCCCAGGGAUCUCAGGUGGCUCAGAACAUAACGACCAACGAAAUGGCAAAUGCCCACCGUUAUGCCUAUUUGCGUGGCCCCGACAACAAGUACUUCAACCCCUUCGACCGCGGCUGCUACGGCAACUGCCUUGACUUCUGGACCACAGGGGAAACCACCGACAGCGAAACUGCUUGGAAGCCUCCCCCCCCUCCCGGCCCGUCAAGCGCGUUUUUCCGGCGGAUUUUUGGGGGCGGGCGGCAGGGGGAGAGAGGGGGCAGGUGCUGUGCUCGUAACCAUGGGCCGGGAGGGGGAGGAGGAGGAGGAGGGGGUGGAGGAAAGGAGUGUGAAGGAGGAGGACUGGGAGGUGAUGGUGGUGGUGAUCGCCCGCAUUCUCACUCACACUCACACCCUCACUCUCACUCUCACUCUCACUCCCACUCGCACGGCAACUCGUCGCUCUCGUCCCUGCUUAGCGUCGUAGCAGCACAAGGGCGGGCACACCAACACACCGGCAUGCCCAUCAACGCAACCAGCACCAGCACCAGCAGCAGCGCCGUAAGCGAGCUAGCUCAUCUACUCAGCACCAACAAGGAUAUCAGCAGCAGAGCAGCAGCAGGAAUGGGGGGGCUUGGCGCUGCUCCUUCUGCUGCUGCUGCCGCUGCCGCUGCUGCUGGUGGUGGUAUAGGAGGGGCUGCCAAGUCGCCUGUAUUCAUUUCUGCUGAAAGCUCGUCUAUUUUCGGCAGCACGGGGCCAACGGGCGGCGCUGCCUCUGGUGCUGGUGGUGGUGGCGGCAGUGUGGGGUUGAGUGAGAGGGCGGGAGAGGCUGGGAGGGGGCAGAGGGGCUUGGCUGGGCCCACGGGGCUAGGGGGCCUGGGCCUUGGUCCCCGCCCUGCCAGAGUGGGGGCAAGGCAGUAGACCAUUGGCCCUGCCUCGUCGGGUUUGGUUUUGAGGGUUUGGCUUUGAAGCAGCCUCAAAGCAGCAGCAACAGCAGCAGCAACAGCAGCAGCAGCAGCGGCGGCAGUUUGGGGUUCAGUGAGAGGGCUGGUCCAACUGGGAUUGCAAGGGGCGCUUGGGUGGGCCCACAGCAGGGCUACGAGGGUUGGGCUGCCAGAGUAGGGGCAGGGCAGAAGAUUGGGUUCAGCUCCAGGCUUGGUCUGAUGGUCUGGUGUUGAGGUAGCCCCGAAGCAGCAGCAGCAGCAGCAGCAGCAGUAUGGGAAGGGUGUGUGAUAAAUCAUGUAGAAGAAACAACAGCAACAUGGCAGGAAAAGCUUCCAGUUGCUUUUGGAACAGCUUCGGGUGUUGGGGAAGCUGUGGGGAGGGAAGGGGGGGGGAAGGGGGGACAUCUUCAAGUGCACCGCCAUACGCGGUUUCUGCAAACGUGUGGCUUCCUCCUAUGGUAGUACCGUACCUAAUAUCUCACAUUUCCUUUGUUCUACAGUAUUUGAUUGAGGCGCCUAAAAAAUCUUAGUACCAUACAUACUACUAGUAUCUCGCAUGCCCAUUGUCCUACGGUAUUGGGCUUUGCAUCACGUGACAUUGCUUGGUCGUGCUGCAUGUGGUUUGCAGUUACAACAGGCCUCAGUUA
Molecule: messenger RNA, 3691 nt
Organism: Closterium sp. NIES-67
Lineage: Eukaryota; Viridiplantae; Streptophyta; Zygnematophyceae; Desmidiales; Closteriaceae
Source: the annotation of a GenBank genome assembly